Molecule: messenger RNA, 1548 nt
Organism: Momordica charantia (bitter melon)
Lineage: Eukaryota; Viridiplantae; Streptophyta; Magnoliopsida; Cucurbitales; Cucurbitaceae
Product: Zinc finger, C3HC4 type (RING finger) family protein
Biological process (GO): protein ubiquitination; ubiquitin-dependent protein catabolic process
Cellular component (GO): plant-type vacuole
Molecular function (GO): ubiquitin protein ligase activity
Source: RefSeq, a predicted model, not a curated record
GAGAAAGAAAAAGGAAAAAAAGAGGUGUGAAAAUGAACACCAGACGGCCAUGGAAGAUGAUGAAUUUUCCAUCAUUUUCUAGACAGAUGAAGCAGCGGAUGCAGAACAACAAGAUUCUCCUUCUCAAACAACAAGCUCCAGCGACCCAUUACACUGUCGCACCGCCUUCUUAAUCAAUCUCAAACCCUAACUCCCUUCUCGCCGGCGACCAUGUCUGAGUCCCAACAUGCUCCUCUCCUGCGCUCCCGUCAGCCCUCCGACUCCUCCGUCGGCCCCUUCGCCCUUCUCCUCGGCCGCCUCACUGGCCGCCGUGGGACUUCCAUGGCCGUUCGGGAGACGGCCGCGCGCGAACUUGAGGAGCGCCGCAUGGAUUGGGGCUACUCCAAACCCAUCGUCGCGCUUGACAUUGCAUGGAAUUUGGCUUUCGUUGUCGUUUCGCUGGUUGUGCUUUUUCACUCGGUCGAUGAGAAACCCAAUAUGCCGAUUCGGCUUUGGAUCGUGGUUUAUGCGGUUCAGUGCUUGGUGCACGUUGUGCUAGUUUGGUUAGAGUUCAGAAGGAGGAAUGCGAGGAGGGCUAGGGUGUCGGAGACGCAGCAACGGCCGCAGCCUGAUGGGUAUUUUGAUAAUGUUAGCGAUGAAGAAGAUGGUAGCUCGAGGAAUCUAUCCAGUGUUGUCAAAAGAUAUGAGUCAGUGAACACCAUGGUUUCGUUUAUCUGGUGGAUGGUUGGCUUUUACUGGAUCGUGGCUGGUGGUAACAUCCUCGUGCAGAAUGCUCCAUCUUUAUACUGGAUGGCUGUCAUAUUUCUGACAUUCGACGUGCUCUUUGCCAUCUUUUGUGUUGUUUUGGCAUGUUUGAUUGGCAUUGCUCUUUGUUGCUGCUUGCCUUGCAUUAUAGCUAUUCUUUAUGCUAUUGCUGGCCAGGAAGGUGCAUCCGAUGCAGAUUUGAGUAUGCUUCCCAAGUAUAGAUAUCAAGUCUCCAACAAGCCUUCUCGGGGGGAUGGGGUGAUGGUUCCAGUAGAAACAAGUAGUAGAUACUUGACGACCGAACGUGUUCUGUUACAUGAGGAUGCGGAGUGCUGUAUAUGCCUUAGUCCAUACGAGGAUGGAGCCGAGCUUCAUGCUCUUCCCUGCAAUCACCAUUUUCAUUAUGUGUGCAUCACAAAAUGGCUCAAGAUGAAUGCAACAUGUCCUCUGUGCAAGUACAACAUUCUCAAAGAUUGUGGACCCGUGUAAAGCUGAAGAUGAAACGAUGCUGCUAAUUCCCGGUAUGCCUGGAAUCCUUGUACGUACAUAUAGAUCAGAUGAAACUUGUCAAAAUAUUGGUUGCGAUUAUGAUGCAUUGGGGUUGAAACAUUUGAGCCUAGUUUUUCUUUUUGGGUAUUAGUUCACUAGCCUGUUGAAGUUGUGUUCACCCUUGUAGAUCUUUGUUGUAUGAUUUUUGUUUGGGUUUUUGUGAAAAAAUUAAGUUUAGCACCCUUUUAUUGUGUGUUUUACUAGUCAACUCAUUUGAUCUAUAGCAACAAUUAUGAAUAUUUUUUUUCUGGUCAA